CAGCAGCACCCGCAGCAGCACCCGCAGCAGCACCCGCAGCACUUCCAGCCGCACAUCCGAGCUCCCAUGAGGGUGACUCCUCCUCCCAGUCUCUCCCCGUCCCCUCCCGUGCAGCCCAUCUACCCUGUGGAUCCCUCACCGCCCCUCCCUGCCACCGCCGCCGCUGCCCCCACCAACAAACUCGACGAAGUCCUGGAGAAGCUCGGGGCCCGGUUCCCGCAGUGCAGCAGAGAUCAGCUGAAGUCGCUCCUCCAGCAGGUGAAGAGCUCCCGCGGCACGCUGGCCGGCAUGUCCAUGGAGGAGGUCAUCGAGCAGGUCGGCUUCAAGCUGACGCAGAACGAGCGCUCGGCCCCGGGGCCCAUCAGCCGGCCCAUGCCCCCCGGCCCCAUCCGGAGGCCGACGCCUCCCCCGCAGAGAGCGCCGGCGGCGGCGGCAGGUGGAGGUCAGUCUGUCGGGGCUCGUAAACUGUGCCUGAUGUGUCAGAACCACGUGGAUCCAGAGAGCCGCCACCCGCUGAGCUGCUCGCACGCCAUCCACCGAGACUGCAUCCGAGUGUGGCUGCAGUCCAGCAAGAACAACUCCUGCCCCUUCUGCCCCGCGAAGUGACGGGCGACAUGGCGAGCAGGCCGCGGGCAGGGCGGCGCCAAACACCACUGACGGCUGCAACACAUGGAUGUUCUUUCUCUAUAUAAAUAUGUAUAGAUAUAAAAAUCUAUUUUUCUGUAACUAACUUUUUUUUUUUUAAAAAAAUUAUAGUCUCAAGAUAUGCAAAUAUAAUGUCAGUAUAGCAUUGCAGUGAAAAAUAAAUAAAAUA
Plectropomus leopardus (leopard coralgrouper) is the source of this 814-nucleotide messenger RNA. NCBI's taxonomy places the organism in Eukaryota, Metazoa, Chordata, Actinopteri, Perciformes, Serranidae. The record is from RefSeq and is a predicted model, not a curated record.